GUAAAAUGGCUGAGCUUGAGAAGGAGAUAGAAGCUGCAUUGAGCAAGAUAACUCAUCUUGAGAGGGAAGGAGAAGCUGCACUUCGUAAGAUAGUCGCAGUAAAGAAGAAGAAACAAGCUGCAUUGAUUAAGAUAUACAAGCUUGAGAAGGAGAAAAAACGUACAGUUAAUAAGGUAGCUUUGCUUGAGAAGGAGAAAGAAUGUACAGUUAAUAAGAUAGCUUUGCUUGAGAAGGAGGGAAAAGCUGCAUUCUGUAAGAUAGCUACGCUUGAGAUGGAGAAACAAGAUACAUCAAGUAAGAUAGAGCAGCUUGAGAAGGAGAAAGAGGACGCAGCCAAGAAGAUAGCUUUUCUUGAGAAGGAGCUAGAAACUAAGGAAGAGAAAUUUGGAAAGUAUAUGAAUGCUCAGCUUCAAAAGGAGGAGGAGCUAAGAACCAAGUUUGAGGAUUUCAAAAAGCAUACAAAUGCUGAGCAUAAGAUAGAGAAGGACGCUGCAAUGAGUAAGAUAGCUAUGCUUGAGAUGGAGCAACAAGCUGCAUCAAGUAAGAUAGAGGAGCUAGAGAAGGAGAAAGAAGAUGCAGCCAAGAAGAUAGCUUUUUUUGAGAAGGAGCUAGAAACUAAGGAAGAGAAAAUUGGAAAGUAUAUGAAUGCUCAGCUUCAAAAGGCGGAGGAGCUAAGAACCAAGUUUGAGGAUUAUAAAAAGCAUACAAAUGCGGAGCAUAAGAUAGAGAAGGACGCUGCAAUGAGUAAGAUAGCUAUGCUUGAGACGGAGCAGCAAACUGCAUCAAGUAAGAUAGAGGAGCUGGAAAAGGAGAAAGAAGACGCAGCCAAGAAGAUAGCUUUUUUUGAGAAGGAGCUAGAAACUAAGGAAGAGAAAAUUGGAAAGUAUAUGAAUGCUCCACUUCAAAAGGAGGAGGAGCUAAGAACCAAGUUUGAGGAUUAUAAAAAGCAUACAAAUGCUGAGCAUAAGAUAGAGAAGGACGCUGCAAUGAGUAAGAUAGCUAUGCUUGAGAAGGAGCUUGAAACUAAGGAAGUUAGAGCAUAUAAGCAAGCUAUAAGAGCUUUAAGGGAGAUCCAAGUUGAAGAUAAAGAACCCAAGGAAAAGGUGAAAGAGUUGACAAAAACUAUGCAAAAGCUCACCGAGGAAAGACAAUAUUGGGAAACUUUAGCUAAGCAGCUUAAGGGCAAGGAAAGUGAGACAACUGAGCUAGUAGAAGCUCGAAAAAAGAUGAUUAGUGUUCUUUCUGAGCUGAACUAUGACGAUGUGGAUAUUGGCAUAAAAAAAUUUGGUGCCAUUGAUAGUUGUCCUUUUCGCACUGCAUGCAAGCAGAAAUUCUCUCAUCAAGUUGCCGAGGAAAAAGCGACAGAAUUGUGUUCUAUAUGGCAGGCAAAUGUGGAGAACCCCAAAUGGAAUCCAUUCAAAACUGUCAUCUUAACUGGGGAAGUUCAAGCAGAAACAGUAGACCAAGAGGACAAGCAUCUCCAGCAACUGAGGAAAGAGUGGGGAUAUGAAGUAUAUUUAGCUGUUGUUAUAGCCUUGAAAGAAAUCAAAGAGUAUAACAUGAAGAAAAGAACUACGACGCAUCAGCUUUGGAAUUUCGAGCAAGGUAGGAAAGCUAAGCUAGAAGAAGCCAUUUGUUUAAUGGAGGAAAAACUGACGGAGGCAAAGAUCAAAGAUACAGGAUUUGUGAAGGUGGAUGAGUUGAAGCCAGGGACAGAGGGCAUUAAUCUAAUUGUUAAGGUCCUAAAUACUGAUGUGGUGGUUGACAAGAGCGAAGAGCAUCAGUCCCUACCGUCAUACCACUAUUCUCCUUUCCGAAUCACACGUGUAGCUGAGAGUCUAGUUGGAGAUGAAACCGGAACUAUCAUAUUAACUACUCGUAACGAACAAGUUGACUUAAUGACGCCAGGCAGCAUCCUACUUCUUUAUGGUGCAAAAAUCCAAAUCUAUCGAGGUUUCUUGAGGUUAGCUGUAGAGAAUAAGAUGCAAAUCAAAGUUGCAGAACCUAUGGAGUUUCAUGUAGAUGAUGAUGAAGAUUGCAAUUUGUCUUUAGCUGAGUAUGACGCAAUCCGAAAAUAUUGAUGAGUUCUACACUAUUCAACACUUUGGACUUGCAGGACUGCUCUGCCCUAAGAAUGCCUUGGUGUAUAUGUUUGGUUCUUUUUGCACAGAAGCUCAUUGUAUCAUUGAUUGCCCAAAAGGCUAUUAGCUUGUGUCGUUUUAAUGAUAGAAUUUCAAAAUCG
Molecule: messenger RNA, 2242 nt
Organism: Solanum verrucosum
Lineage: Eukaryota; Viridiplantae; Streptophyta; Magnoliopsida; Solanales; Solanaceae
Product: factor of DNA methylation 1-like
Exons: 5
Coding region: 6-2081 (691 amino acids)
Biological process (GO): gene silencing by siRNA-directed DNA methylation
Source: RefSeq, a predicted model, not a curated record